AUGUCGGGCGAGCCAGAUCGCGAGCUGGUGGACCGAGAGCUGCCGGACCGCUUCCCAUCCGCCGGCAAGGCAUCGGGGAAGAAGCGCGUGAGCAGCAUCUUCACCAGCCCGGCUCUGUCCUCUAGCGAGCCGGACCCAGCCACCGCACGCAGCGUCAUGGUCGGCCACCGCUGCAGUAGCACGCUGGGCUUGCCAUUCAGCUUGAAGAGCAGUACUAGCCGGCGCACACAUUCGGAGUGCGAUCCGUCUGUGGAGGCAUUGAGUGCUAAGAGGGCCGAGGUGAGCGUGUCGGUGUUGCACGAGCGGAGCCUGCCACUCCAAGUCUCGACGAAGCUGCUGACGGGGCGCGUGCGCGUCGGAAUGGCCGGGGGGGGGCGUGAUCGCGGCCCCCCUUCCGAGGGCGCCGCUGCCGAGGGCCCGCCGCUGCCAAGCCCGCCGCCGCCGCCCCAAGCCUCUGGAGAUCUAGUUCGCGGGGGCGGCGUGGAGGGCGGAUCCGCGGCGGGCGAGGAUGCGGCGGCGGGACCAACAGAGGUCCCAUCAGCGAAGCCCGAAUCGUUUCCGGACAUCGCCCCCGGGGGCCCUCCCCAGCUGGCGGGUGGCGCCCCUACUGCCGACGGCCCAACUCCGAGGGCGCAACGCUUCCUGAUCGUCCGAUCAAAUGCGGCGCCCGAGUCUUGUAAAGGGCUCGAGGGAGGGAAGGACAGGCGGGCGACAUUUGACGACGUCGGGGAUCACAAUGUGACGACCAAAACGAUCUUGGGGGCCAGGGCACACUGA
Molecule: messenger RNA, 777 nt
Organism: Emiliania huxleyi CCMP1516
Lineage: Eukaryota; Haptophyta; Isochrysidales; Noelaerhabdaceae
Exons: 3
Coding region: 1-777 (258 amino acids)
Source: RefSeq, a predicted model, not a curated record